Molecule: messenger RNA, 3136 nt
Organism: Habropoda laboriosa
Lineage: Eukaryota; Metazoa; Arthropoda; Insecta; Hymenoptera; Apidae
Product: pro-resilin-like
Exons: 6
Coding region: 1-3117 (1038 amino acids)
Source: RefSeq, a predicted model, not a curated record
AUGAUUGCGGUCCUUCCAAAGAUCCGUUUUCCGCUCUUUAUCUUUCUAAUAUCUACGCUCGUUAUUCAUUCAGGCAGCGUUUCCGCGUCCGCGUCUACAAGCGUAUUCGCGAAUGCAGGUGGAAGCGCAUCCGCGUUGAGCAACGCGAACGCGUUUAUUGGAAUUGGAGGUCUUCCUGGAACCGGUGUGGGCCAUGACGGACACAAAGGAAUCCGUAGUUACGACAAUAGUGGCUCUAGUGGCAAUAAGCAGCCUGGCGGAGGAGUAAAAGAAAACCGCGGCUGUACAAAGUGCAAAUGGGAAAAUGAUGACUACUGGGAAAAAGAAGAGCCGGAAACAGAGUCGGAAGAAAAAGACGAAGACAAUUGCUACGAAGAUGGACAGUACAGAGAACACGAUCAUGGUCGUGAACACGACGAUGGAAAAUAUAAAGAGCACAAUCAUGGACAUGGAGGCAAAGGGGGGUCAUCGCCUUCUAAUAUACAGAAAAUAGGAGCUACUAAUCCUGUUAGUCGAGGGUCAUAUACAGGAACUGAAAGCUCUGCAAAUGCUGGUAGCAAUGCAGGAAGCGGUGCUCCGUUUGAAGGAGGACCAAUCAAAGAAGGCCCAAUUGAAAACCCAACCUCUAGAUCUCUAUGGAAUAAAGUGUCACCAGUUUCUGCAGGUGGUAUGUAUGCACAAGGACAGCCGAAACCUAGUUGGAAUGAAGGAGGCGGUAAUACGCAGUCUGGAAAUGGCCCACAAACUGCUAGUAGUUGGAACGCAGGGCCUGAAAGUCCGAACAAGAAACCCGAAACAGGUUCUGGAUGCUUCGGUAGUCAUCACUCUGGCGUCGACUGUGCCCAAGGUUCAAGCGGUGCAAGUCCUGUCAAACAGGCGCCAGUGCCGUACCCUGGAAUCAACUUUGGAAACGUUCAAAAACAGGCAUCUCCUAGCUAUUCAGGAAGUUCUACGGAGCGAUAUAAUCCACAGGGAUUCCCUGCCGGGUGUUCUACUGGUCCCUUCGGUACUUGUGCUGGAAACACAGUCGAAAAGCCAGGACAAUAUUUUAGUUCUCCUCAAGGUAGUUCUCCUGGAUCUUCGUAUGGCCCUCCUAGUGGACCAGGAAAAUAUCCUGGAAGCGGUUCUUCUGAAGGUGGUUUUCCUAGACCUUCGUAUGGUCCCUCUAGUGACUCAGGAAAAUAUCCUGGAAGCGGUUCUCCUCAAGGUGGUCCUUCUGAUCCUUCCUAUCGCCCUCCUAGUGGACCAGGAAAAUAUCCUGAAAGUGAAUCACUUCAAAGUAGUCCCUUUGGAUCGUCUUAUAAUUCAGCAACUGGACCAGGAAAGUAUCCUGGAAGUGGAUCACCUUCAAAUGCCAAUAGCGGUGUAACUGCGAACGCUGUAAGCUCAGCUUAUACCGGAGCAGGAAGCGGACCAGGAUAUUCUGGCCAUCCUACGAGCAGCAGUCCGUCUAAUGACUCUCCGUAUGUAAAUAGAGGAACACCAGGUUUUCUUAGUGGCAGCAGUUCGUCCGGAAGUCAGCCUGGCGUUAAGGGAGGUCCGCCGAAACCUGGUACUGGAAAUGGAUCACCUGGUAAACCUUCAGGUCCCAGAAACACAGGACCAAGUACGGGCCACGGUUCUCUUAACAACGAAGACAGCAAGAUCUUUUAUAUAAAUGUUAAUCCUGCUCCAGGAAGCCCAGUAGGUAUUAAACCUCACAGAACUACGAGUGUUCCUUAUGCUGGUAGUGGAAUAACGAAACCUACCUAUCAACCUGGACCUUAUGAUACUGUAGGAACAACUAAAUCUCUUUAUCAAUCUAUUCCCUAUGGUGGCACGGGCACAACAAAGUCUCCAUACCCCGGUAAUUCUCCCGGAAGCAUUCCUGAUGCUCCUGGAAGUAAUAACAAUAAUGGAUGGCCUACUCCAAACACAAAUAACUAUCCUACAAACCAGAGUCCAUCAAACGGACAACCAUCAGGAGGUUGUACCAAUGGAAACCAAGGUGGUUGUAAAAGUGGGAGUGAAUGUAACAGUGGCUCAAAUCUGAAUGGGUCUCCUAGUUACACACCCUGUGAUCAGCAAGGUCCUCCUCAAGGAAUUAAGAAGUCCACCGGAUCAGGAGGUUUCCGACCAGGCGGUUACAUGCAAAAUUUUCAAUCUGCCUUCCCUGGUGGAAUGUCUCCUGAAACUGGAAGCGGUGCAGCUAGUUGUUCAACUGGGAUACCUGGAUGCGCGUCUGGUCUUGGGAGACCACCGUAUGCAGACAAAAACGUGAAUAACAUUCCCAAAGGAGAAGUGUAUCCAUACAAUCCGUUCUUGACUGGAAAUGCUCCAGCUGGAAUGGCUACUAGUAAACCAAUCGGUCGAGGUAAUCCUUUCCUGGAACAAAGAAACGAUGGUGCAGACGUAGGUACUGGAGCUUGGAGUCAAGCUACCACCAUACCAGCUACUAAUCCAGGUAAUAGAGGUACAGACGUUGUUUCCACUGGAAGAGAUAGAACAAAAUCUAUUGGUGAAGGCAAUCCUUUCCUGGGUGCGUCCCCACUAGGACACUCACGAGGAGACAUAGAAAUCGGUGGUACAGGUGGUCCAUUAUCUGAAGAACCAGGUAAUCCAGGCAUUGGUAACGCUGGAUUAGGUCAACCUGCAAAUGGAAAUCCUUCCUGUAAUGAUAAAACUCAACCUGGAUGUAGAGGGUUUUCUAAUAAUCUUGGAUCGAACUCGAAUUUUGGACCAAGCAAUGCCAGAAGUCCUUUUGGUGUGAAAAAUCCAUCUGUGGGAAGCCGUGGCUCAGGAAGUGGAGGAGGUGUUGGUACGGGGUCUGAUGGAUUUGGAAAUUUCCCUGGACAAGCUAACGUCGGCAAUGGCAAUUGGUUCGGUGGAGGCCUCGCUGGGGCGUUUAGCGGCGCUCAAGCUUCCAGCUUCGCCAAUGCGAAUUCCGGCUCGUACUCCGGUUCCAGAGAUCCCAAAGCAGCUUUUGGACAAGCAAAUAGCGGAAGUUGGUCCUCUAGUGGAGCCAAUGUAGGAAGUCAAGCUGGAAGCGGUUCCUGGUCCUCCAACGGCGCAACCGCUUAUGCGAGUAGCAGUGCCAGCAGUUGGGCAGACGCUGGAUCAGUUCCUGUGAAAGGAUAAUCGACCGAAAUACACGACA